GACCACGUCAACCGAUAUGAGCUGGACAGUGAGGCGUCGUGUCGUCAUCGUGACGUCGGCAGAAGGUGAACAAUCUACAACAAGUCUGAAAUGGAGGGCUAACAUCAAUACGAUCAUCGACCACGUGAUGAAUAUUCACGGUAGAGUCCAUUAAGCUCCAGGGCAGAGUGCAUGGCAUUUAAAGAACUGUCUACCGGCGUCGACAACGCGGAAACGCUCGGUGUCCGGGGAAUUUCAGGGACGAUCACGGCACAGUGACUUCUCCCGACUGAUAAUCAUCAGUGCGGACAUUAUUCCCCCAACCCCGCAGUUUCACAGAACCGUGGGCACGGUGAUUUCGGGACGCGGGACUCGCUAUCCGGGUACGAUAAGUGUGGCACGAUUUUAAGUUGAGUGAACCUACAUGAGCCUUUAUCAUCAGACCAUUGAUUUCUGUGUUGUAAGGAUGUUAGGAAUUGUGCAACGGAGAAAUCGUGCGUGCUCGCCGUGUUUGGAGAAGUAGAUAAGGUCAUUCGUAUAAACUGGACCAUUCGGAGCUACACGCUGCCAAGGGUAUGACAACCACGUGGACGGCCAAUGCUAUGACUUCACAUGUGCUUUCGAAAGAGUGGUGUUACCAGGUUCGUCUUGACAAGGACUUGUCAGGUUAGGAACCCUGACGUCAACGAACACUAUGAGAUUAUCAUAAUGUGUAUUUAUUUGGAUGAUGGCUCACAGACUGGUCCCACGAUAAGCGGAAUGACAAGAGAACCUUCACCAGAAAUUGUAUUUGACUUUAUUGUGAAUGUGACGUUCCUGUCACAUCAACCGUAAGUACCUACAUCACUGUGGGAAACAUUGUAAGCCACGUUACAUGCGCAAUCUCCCUGUGGAUGCGGAGUUUAUUGGCUCACAUCGUAUUACUGUAGCAUGACGGAUUGCCAAUAGUCGCAGCUUCCCUACUCGUUCAUUUGACGGAUAAUGCCAACUCAUGUGAUAUAACCUAGACUGCACUUGCUUAGAGCAAGUCGGUAGCCAGCUACCGUCUUUGUAAAACAUAAUUUUCUAGUGAGAUAGCCAUCACUUAGCCACAUACCGGUACGUAUAUAUUGGUGGCAGAUUAGGAGCGGAUAGUUUUCUUCUUGUCCAUUCGUAACUUUACCGCUCUCAUGAAGGACUAUCCAAUAUCCGUCGUGCCAGCGGUGACGAUCGUCAAAAUGACUUCGAAACCCGAACGCGUUUUGGGGGAGACGGCGCUGAUUCAAACCGACGGCAAUGCAUUAUUAAAAGCCGCCUGGUUGGGGAGACUACGACUGAUGCGUCUCCUAAUCGAAGGCGGGACAGACGUGAAUAAGACAAAUGAUGAGGGACGCACAGCACUCAUGGUGGCUUGUCUGAGCAGUUAUAAAGAUACCCAAAGUACUACCAAGUCCAAGAUUGUCAAGUUCCUCCUAGAGAACAAAUCCGAUCCCAAUGUUCAGGACCGAUAUGGAAGGACUGCCUUGAUGUAUGCCUGUUUGGAGCGCGCUGGGACAGAGGUAGUCUCUGCCUUGCUGAACUGCGACUCCGACGUCCGGAUUGUGGAUAAGAAGGGUUCGUCGGCCCUGGUCUAUGCCGUCAACGCUGGAGAGCCAGGCGUCCUGAGGUUGUUGGUAGAUGCUUGCAAAGCGCAGGGAAAAGAGGUCAUUAUUAUCACUACCAAUAAAGGCUUGGGGUCUAGCGAACCGGAGACUAAGCAGUAUUUGGACGUACCUCCAACGUUACCACAAAGCCCACCGUUUUGCAAGUGCAUCACGCCUUCAGAGAUUUACUUCGGCCGAGAUUCCUCUUCGACUUUGCAGUCACCGCGUAAAGCGACGCAGCCCAUAUCAAGAAAAGCUCGAGACGACUCACCUGUCAAUGUACCAAGCGAGCUUUGUGUUCCGGGCCUAGAACGAGCCAGAUCUCUUGACGGCUCUGAAACCGAGGAAGGGGCGCCUUCCCGAACGCAGUCGCCACGGAACCGUCUAACACCGAAAGAGCCACCAGAUAACCAAACCUCCACCUCCACUCUGUUCAAUCAUCGGCAAAUCCAAAGUAUAAACUCUUCAACUCCAGCCGAUGACGGAAAAGCUUCUUCCCCAAGUCAUGAGAAAUUCACGUCUAGAGGGAGUUCGCCUUCGUUGUCAUCGAUUAAGAGUCUUGGAGACCUUCAUCUCCAAUUCCAGGAUCUCCGGGAUCGGACACCCAGCCCGCCGCAGUAUCAGCAGCAACCACCUCAUCCGCGAAGGCUACUCCGCCGACAGAGUGCAGAAGCCUUCAACACCUCUUCCCUGCAAGGACUUAGAUCACCUGACUUCAUCCCUCCCCUGACGGCAAAACAGCAGCUAGCCGCCACUAAUUCUAAUCCUCUAGAAGAGCGCGUCGAAACGACCAAGAACAUAUUGCCCAUGACUGCCAUUCUUGCAAACCGGCGGCGGUCGCUCCCCGGUAUGCCACCGCCGCUUCGCAAGAGCCAAACCGUCCAUUCCAUCACUAUCCCCUCGGAGCUGUCAUGCAGCCAGCAACAGCUAUCGACAACCUCAUCCUACGCAGCAACGAGCUGCCCUAAACUCCAAGGUAGUCAGUGCGAUCUCCUGGAGGAAACUGAACACAGUGAGGAUGAAAAUAAUUCUGGAAAUGAGGACUGCGACACCAACGGCUUGGCAGGUUCGGAUAGGGGCAACCUUCCACGGGAAGGACUCGCGGACGCACCGGCGAGUCUGAUCGCUAGGCAUCGUAGGCAGUGCUUUAAGCAGAGAAGGGGCUCUGCACCGUUCGUCUUGGACGAUGAACUGGCACACACCAGGCCCGGGAGACUACCUCCUCUCAAGGUGAACCCUAGUGUGCCUCUACCAGACAUCGGCUGCAUCCGGGAUCCAGCGAUUCGGUCAGGACCCUCCAGCCCCUGCAGGAGCUUGAAACUGGACCGCAGACACUCCAUGCAGCCAGAAGAUCUGCGCUCUCUCACAUCCUUUGCAUCAAGGAGUAGAAGUAAUCUUCGAAAUAGCAGGAGCCACAGCUCUGAGUCCACCGAAAGUAACUGAUGUACCGUAGGUGAUCGCAAAUGAGAAAUAGCCGUACAUGUGAACAAGGCGGGCCAAACACUGUGUACCUAUAUUCCACACUCAAAUCAGUCUUUUCUAUGGCAUCAGAUCACCGUAUGCAUGCGGAAAAAGUCCAAUCUCGAAACACUGUCUUGUUCCUCUUUUCAACAGAUACACUAAAUCUAAUGGAGCUGGUCCCGUCCUUGUUCAUAUGUAUUCAAUUCUGAAACCAAGUAGAACUACAAAGUCGGAAAAAUUGGUCCGAAAUACAGAGUCACAGGCGCGGUUCU
Molecule: messenger RNA, 3334 nt
Organism: Patiria miniata (bat star)
Lineage: Eukaryota; Metazoa; Echinodermata; Asteroidea; Valvatida; Asterinidae
Gene: ankrd34c
Product: ankyrin repeat domain-containing protein 34C-like
Exons: 1
Coding region: 1149-3044 (631 amino acids)
Molecular function (GO): protein binding
Source: RefSeq, a predicted model, not a curated record